Molecule: messenger RNA, 1588 nt
Organism: Morone saxatilis (striped sea-bass)
Lineage: Eukaryota; Metazoa; Chordata; Actinopteri; Moronidae
Gene: rfc4
Product: replication factor C (activator 1) 4
Exons: 11
Coding region: 174-1253 (359 amino acids)
Biological process (GO): DNA-templated DNA replication; DNA repair
Cellular component (GO): DNA replication factor C complex; nucleus
Molecular function (GO): DNA binding; ATP binding; ATP hydrolysis activity
Source: RefSeq, a predicted model, not a curated record
UAUCGUCAACGGAAGUUUCUCCGCCAGAGCGGGAAGACAGAGCCGCUGUUACACAUGUCAACAACCGGACUGUAGCUGACGCUCAGUUAUCAGGAGAAAUAUCAUUUAGGUUGUGCACGCAGUUUGUUUCUCUCCAGGUGUUUCUGCUGCUUUUACCAGAAUCAGGAGGAGUCAUGCAGGCCUUUCUGAAAGGAGCUACUGUUCAGUCUACCAGACCUCAGAAAGACAAGGCAGCAGCAGGACCCAGUACAGAGAAGAAAGCCAAGGCUAUUCCUUGGGUAGAAAAAUACAGGCCGAAGUGUGUGGAUGAAGUGGCCUUUCAGGAGGAGGUGGUAGCUGUGCUGAAGAAGUCUCUGGAAGGAGCAGAUCUUCCCAACCUGCUCUUCUAUGGUCCCCCUGGAACAGGAAAGACCUCCACCAUCUUAGCUGCUGCCAGAGAACUUUACGGUCCAGAGCUGUACAAACAGAGGGUGCUGGAGCUCAACGCCUCUGAUGAACGAGGCAUCCAGGUCGUCAGAGAGAAGGUCAAGAACUUUGCUCAGCUCACCGUGGCCGGGACUCGCUCAGAUGGGAAGUUGUGUCCUCCUUUCAAGAUCAUCAUCCUGGACGAGGCGGACUCCAUGACGUCAGCGGCUCAGGCCGCUCUCAGGCGAACCAUGGAAAAGGAGUCCCGCACCACCCGCUUCUGCCUCAUCUGCAACUACAUCAGCAGGAUUAUUGAGCCUCUGACCUCCAGAUGUUCCAAGUUUCGCUUCAAACCUCUAGCUAAUCAGAUCCAAGAAAAGCGCCUGCUGGAGAUCUGUGAGAAGGAGAACCUCAAGUACACCAGUGAGAGUAUCGCAGCAUUGGUGAGGGUGUCUGAGGGAGACCUGCGGAAAGCCAUCACCUUCCUGCAGAGUGCUGCGCGCCUCAGUGUCAACAAGGAGAUCACAGAGCGUGCCAUCAUCGAAAUAGCCGGGGUCGUUCCUCCCAAGAUGAUUGACAGCUUGCUCCAGAUCUGCUUCAAAGGCACAUUUGAGAAACUAGAGGUUGCGGUCAGGAACAUGGUAGAUGAAGGCUACGCAGCCACACAGAUCCUGAGUCAGCUCCACGAGUCGAUCAUAGAGGAGCAGGACCUAAGCGACAAGCAGAAGUCAGCCAUCACAGAGAAGAUGGCGGUCGUGGGCAAGUGCCUGUCAGACGGAGCAGACGAGUACCUGCAGAUGUUGAGUCUGUGUUCAGUCAUCAUGCAGCAGGCCUCCCAGAACAACUGACACUCCACAAAGCACCGUCUCCUCCCCAGGGAGAGCCAAUCAUCUGCCUCCAGGGGGACCAUCACACUUCGCUCAGAGUCCGAUCUGGAGCUUGUUCACACAGUAACAGUGUGGGACCAGAUGAUAGUGCUGCUGUUUACUGUCAGAGAGCAGAGCUGUCUCCCUCCACUCUAGGAUGAGCACACAGUAAAUAACACACAACCACGUCAACAUGCUUUCAAAAUCUGUUAGCAGUGAAUCCCCCAUCAGAUGUCUAUUCCUUACCUGUCAUAUAAACUACUUCUCAGCAGAUCUUUGUACACUUCUUGGAAAUUAAUAAAUAGUUUUUGUAUCUU